AUGACUGAACUUCACCGUACUUUGCCUGCCUCCUGGUAUCGUAGUCAAGGCCUUUAUCAGCUUGAACGGAGAGCCUCAUGGUAUCUCUUAGGCCCCAUUACGCGAUUUCGGGAGGUGGGUGCAAAAGUAGAAUACGAGAUUGCUCAGCGCCCAUUAGUCGCCUUUCGAUGCUCCGGAGAUGAUCCCUCCCCUGGCCCCGAGGAGAUUCAGGUACAAUGUGCGGAAACUAAACGAUUUCUGAGACACCAUGUCACCCCAACCGGUCUGGUUUUCGCAGCCUUGGGGGACGAAGCCCCGGACUUCUACGAAUAUUUCCCAGACUUGGAACCGUUGCUCGAGAAAGUGAAUUUUACCAAGCUUCCGUACCGACACAGCAUCAAAUAUGAAGGCCGAUUCAACUGGAAGACUAUGGUGGACGGCUACCAGGAGUGCCUGCAUUGCCAAUACACACACCCGUCCUUUUCCGUCUUUUAUCCCUUAACCUCGUACGCGGUCCACAAUCACCAGAAUUUCUCGCAGCAUAUGACCGACCCCGAGAAGCCGGAUGAUGGUCUCUUCCUGUAUUUCUUCCCGAAUUGCACCCUGAAUGUGUAUGGCGGGGGCAUGUCGUCCUUCCGCGUUUGUCCGACAAGUGAUCCAAAUGUGACGAGGAUGGAAUUUGACUACUACCAUAUGGAGUCGGGUGAGAAAUUCACGCAGUACUACAAGUUUGUUCGGCAGGUGGCCAUGGAAGAUUACGAGCUGUGUGAGAAGGCUCAGGAUAACCUGGUUAGAGGCAUCUACAGCGAAGGUAUUCUGAACCCGGAUAAGGAAAAUGGUGUAUCCUUUUACCAGGGCCGCGUGUUCGAGCUUGUUUGUGAACAGUAUGCUACCGAUCAAGGAUGCAGGCAGAGAGAGAAGGAGCUAUUACUUGCGAGAAAGGACAUAAGACAACUAUGA
This is a messenger RNA of Aspergillus saccharolyticus JOP 1030-1, 939 nucleotides long. Its product is annotated as aromatic ring-hydroxylating oxygenase subunit alpha. NCBI's taxonomy places the organism in Eukaryota, Fungi, Ascomycota, Eurotiomycetes, Eurotiales, Aspergillaceae. The record is from RefSeq and is a predicted model, not a curated record. The coding region runs from base 1 to 939 and encodes 312 amino acids. The transcript has 5 exons. Gene Ontology annotation, molecular function: iron ion binding; 2 iron, 2 sulfur cluster binding.